Messenger RNA from Scheffersomyces amazonensis, 1334 nucleotides. It is a transcript of the gene GAL7, whose product is annotated as UDP-glucose:hexose-1-phosphate uridylyltransferase. Lineage: Eukaryota; Fungi; Ascomycota; Pichiomycetes; Serinales; Debaryomycetaceae. The record is from RefSeq and is a predicted model, not a curated record. The transcript has a single exon. Gene Ontology annotation, biological process: beta-D-galactose catabolic process via UDP-galactose, Leloir pathway. Gene Ontology annotation, cellular component: cytoplasm. Bases 95 to 1243 code for a protein of 382 amino acids. Gene Ontology annotation, molecular function: UDP-glucose:hexose-1-phosphate uridylyltransferase activity; zinc ion binding.
AUUUGUCAGUUGAUUCAAUUUGUAAACUUUUUGGUCAAAUCUUAAGUGAAUAAGUAUAAAUAAGUGGGAAAUCUCUUAGAAUCUUGGGUCAAAAAUGAAUGGAAUGGAACAUUUAUUAAAUCCAAUAACGUCCUCACCGACUUAUAUAAAGAUGACUCAGCAAUUCGAUUUUACGAAUCAUUCCCAUCGUCGUUUGAAUCCAUUAACUAAUACUUAUGUCUUAUGUUCUCCUCAUAGAUCAAAAAGACCUUGGCAAGGUGCCAGAGAAGAAGUGAAAAAGAUGGCAUUACCAGAAUAUGAUCCAAAAUGUUAUUUAUGUCCCGGUAAUAUCAGGGCUACUGGUGAUGUUAAUCCUAAGUUUGAAUCUACUUAUAUAUUCACUAAUGAUUAUCCAGCUGUUAAACUAGAACAACCCGAAUAUAUAGAGGAAGAGCAAGAAGAUACACUUAAAGGAAGAUUACUCAAAACAGAAGGUGUUAGAGGUAAAUGUUUUGUAAUAUGUUUUAGUCCUAAUCAUAAUUUGACUAUUCCAAUAAUGAGUAUACCUGAAUUAACCAAAGUAGUUUCUACAUGGCAAAAGUUAUAUCAAGAAGUUCAACAUGAAGCAAUAAAUGGAAGUGCCCCAUAUAAAUAUUUACAAAUAUUUGAAAACAAAGGAUUUGCAAUGGGAUGUUCGAAUCCACAUCCUCAUGGUCAAGCAUGGUGCUUAGACGUAAUUCCAACCGAAGUUGACCGUGAAUUAGAGAAUAUGGGAAAAUAUCAUAGACAACAUCAUUCUCAUUUACUCGGAGAUUAUGUGAAAUUAGAGUUGGCUGAAAAGGAAAGAGUUGUUCUAGAAAAUGAUUCGUUUGUUGUUGUCGUACCAUACUGGGCACUUUGGCCAUUUGAAACUUUAUUAAUUUCCAAAGAGCAUUUGACUUCGACUAAUGAUUUUACUGACAAGCAUAAGAGUGACUUAGCACUCAUAUUAAAGAAAUUGACUACCAAAUAUGAUAAUUUAUUCAACACAUCAUUCCCUUACUCCAUGGGUAUUCAUCAAGCUCCUUUACAAUGUAGUGAAGAAGUCAAGAAUAACUCCUGGUUCCAUAUGCAUUUCUAUCCUCCUUUAUUAAGAUCAGCCACCGUCAAGAAAUUCUGUGUUGGGUUUGAAAUGUUAGGUGAACCACAAAGAGACUUGACUAGUGAACAAGCUGCUGCGAGAUUGAUUGAAUUAAGUGGAGACAAGCACUUCAAUGAUUUGUAAUGAAAUUCAUAGACGACCCCAGAAUUUUAAUUUUAUAUAUAUUAUUAUAGAAGUAAUUAAUUUUCAUAAUAUAAAAAAGUUAAUACCUCCU